CUCUUUACUUUUCACGUUCUUAAUUUUUUUAUUCCUGCGAUUUCUACGAUCAAACGCUAUUCACCCCCCCUCUAGCGUUGGUCACUUAUUCCAACAAUUGGUUUCAGAGCCUAACUCGCGUCCAAACUUAACCGUUUGAGAGAAAAGCGAUCAUGGGUUCUUGUUCUAGAAAUUUGUAUGCAGGAAUAAGUGAAGGGCAAUCAACCACACGGCCACCUCUUCCAAUUAUACAUAUUGGAAAGAACGAAUGAGAAUCUAUAUUCGUUCCACGAACUUCCAAUUAUGGUUGGUUAUCAAAAAUGGGGAAGAGGUGCCAAUGAAGAAAGUUGGCGACAAGUUGAUCCCCAAGACCGAAGACAAGUUUGAUGCCGAGGACAUCAAAAAGGUCGAGAAUUAUGCAAAGGCAAUAAAUAUGCUUUAUUGUGUCGUAAAUCCUGAUGACUACCGCAAGAUCUCCUGCUGCUCAACCGCCAAGGAGAUGUGGGAUAAACUUGAGGUGACGUACGAAGGAACGGACCAAGUACGUGAAGCCAAGAUUGACUUCCUCACCCAAGAAUAUGAGAUGUUCAGGAUGAAGGAGCACGAGAAGAUCGACGACAUGUUCGACCGAUUUUCCAAGAUAGUCAACGAUCUUCAUGCAUUGAAGAAGACUUACACCGACAGGGAUCUUGUGCGAAAGAUCCUACGGAGCUUGACAUCCGAAUGACGAUCUAAGGCCGAUGCCAUCUAUGAGUCAAUCGGCACAUCAAAUGUCACCAUCGACGGUUUAAGAGGUUGUAACGGUUUGUUAAGCACCCGUAAGCUUAACGGAAGUAGUGUAGCUCGAGAGAGUCUCUCGGGAGGCUGGAUUAGCCACAAGUUGUGGUGAACCAGG
Messenger RNA from Cuscuta campestris, 874 nucleotides. NCBI's taxonomy places the organism in Eukaryota, Viridiplantae, Streptophyta, Magnoliopsida, Solanales, Convolvulaceae. The record is from the annotation of a GenBank genome assembly.